GCUGGGCCUAGGAGAUACAAAGACAAAAAAUGACAGGCCCUGCCCUCAGGUAGUUUACAUUCUUUCAGGGCCGGCAACAUGAAAACAUAUGAAGAAAUAAAAAGUAAUUUUGGGGGUAGGUACCAUUGGCCCAAUCCCUGCCCUCCAAGAGUCGACAAUAGUUGUGGGUGGACGACAAAUAGUAAGAUCGUGGAAUUUUGAAUUGGAAAGGCCCUUAGAGAUCAAAUUUAGUCCAACCGUCCCUACGUUACAGGUCAGGAAACUGAGGCCCUAGAUGGGAAUAAUGACACAGUCACACGGCUAUGAAACGGCAGGGAUAGAUUUUCGCUCAAUGUUAACCGGCCCCUCUAGGAGUCCCAGGACUCGUAACAGGUUGCAAACGUCUGCGAGGGAGAGAGCUUUCGGAAAGAAGUAACAUCCACGAGAAGCGCGUGUCCGAGCCCCGCCCCGGUCGCUCUGACGUCACAGCCCCGCCCUAGCGUCACGGCGGCCGUUGCCGGGCGCCUUGGACUGCCAGGACCGAGGGCGUGAGGGGCUCAGUGCCCUGGUAGUACGAUCGCUCGGCCUCCGGCCUCUCGGGUCCCUAGGGCGGGACCGACCAUGUCGGGGCUGGUUUCUGGAGGAAGGAGGGGCUGAAGGAGGGAAAAGGGGAAGGUGGGCCGAGGUGCCCUAGGGAUGAAGGCGACUCGGCCGCCGACGGCAGAGGGCGGGUCUCGACCCUCCAAGUCCCGGCGCUCCAAGUCCCAAGACAGGUGCCAAGUCAAGGAGCGGCCUAAGGCCCCGCCCAAAACCCGAGCCCCAGCGCGCCACAGAGGCAGGAUUAGCCACCGUUCCACGCUGCUCUUCUACUGGAGAAAGCAGAAGAAGGAUCCUGCGUCGGGCCAGCUGGAGAAUGGGGCGCCCGGGGCCUGCUCGGAGAAUACCGAGGCGGGGGCGGGGCUGUGCCCGGAGGCCGGGGCGGUCUCGAAGGCGGGGCUGGGGCUGAAGCUGGGGCUGGGGCUGGGGCUAGCGGGGAAGCUGAGGGAGGCCGCCCGUCCCAGCAUUCCUUGGGUGACUAAGAUGGCGGCGCCCGGCGAAGGUCGGCGUUUCUCGCCCUCCAGCUUCUUCUCCUUCCUGCCGGGCGGCGCGCGGUCACACGAGGCCAAGGAGGAGGCGUCGACGGAGACGGCUAGCACUGCCGGGGAAGCCGCCGCCCGAAAGCGGCCCUGUCGGGCCUGCGUCGACUUCAAGACGUGGAUGAAGACGCAGCAGGCACGGGAGAAUUCGGAAAGCGAGACCCAGGUUGCGAUGGAAAACAAGUUGCCAGCUGAUUGCCCUCUGGAUCGAGAGGAGCUGGGGCGAAACAGUUGGGCUUUCUUACACACAAUGGCUGCAUAUUAUCCAGACUGCCCUACCCUAGACCAGCAGGAAGAAAUGGCCCAGUUUAUACAUCUAUUUUCCAAGUUUUUCCCAUGUGAUGAAUGUGCUGAAGAUAUAAGGAGAAGGUUGAGCAGAAACCAGCCAGAUACCAGCAGUCGGAACAGGUUCACCCAGUGGCUCUGCCGCCUACACAACGAGGUGAACUUGAAGCUAGGGAAGCCUGCAUUUGACUGUGCUCGUGUGGAUGAGCGAUGGCGGGAUGGCUGGAAGGACGGCUCUUGUGAUUAGAGGGGCAGGCCCCCAGGGGGAGGAAGGCAUAAACCAGACUGUAGCGUCCUCCCUCAGGACUUGCUCAGUGUGAGAUUAUUAAAGGGCAACUCAGCGAGUGUUACUGUCAGUGCCUUGGCUGCUGAUGUCUGUGAGCUUCAGCGGGCUGACAGGUUUCUGAGGAACCUCAUUCCCCAAGUUACUUCCUCCUGAACCAGUCCUUUGUUUCCCCGUCUCUACUGAGUCUGGUCUUUUGCUGCCAAUGGUCAGUGGCAGCCGAAAACCAGGGGCCUGGCUGGGAUUUGUGAUAACUUUCUAAUAAGCAGAGCCUCUUUCCUCAAAGCCCAGCCCUGUCAUGUCCACCUCAGGUAGGGGACACUACAGAUAUCUGACCUUUUUGUCCUUGUCUCCCUUUCCAUGUCCACAGUGGGGCUCUGAGGGGUGGGGGAGGGGCUCUGAGUCAGAAUGGCCAGGAUCCUCAUCAAAGCCCUCAGCUGCCAGCCUCUGUAAGUGAAUUCCCUGGCUGAGCUUACACACAGCCUUCCUCAGUCUUUGUGUACCCACAACACAGGAUGAUCUUAGGAGGGGCAUAGAGCCUGACCUGAGAUACAGUGUCUUGUAGUUUGCUUCUUUUUUUUUUUUUGGAGAGAAACCUCAAGUGAAAAUGUCUCCAUUCUGGGGUUUUUUUUCCUCCUUAUACCAUUUCAAGUUUUUCAUGUCAUGAUUCUCCUAAUGUGGUUCUCAUUGCCUGCAGAGAGUCUGGCUGUCAUGGAGCUGAACAUGAUUUAUUUUCUGUAACAUGAUUUAGGUCUUUGUGGUUUGUAUAAGGCUGGUGGGUGCCAGGCUCAAUUCGGAUGUGCCCCAUGGGCAGUCUCUCUGUGGUAGAGUUAAGAAUAAAAUCAAAAGUUGCUCUGA
Phascolarctos cinereus (koala) is the source of this 2541-nucleotide messenger RNA. RefSeq names its product growth factor, augmenter of liver regeneration (gene GFER). NCBI's taxonomy places the organism in Eukaryota, Metazoa, Chordata, Mammalia, Diprotodontia, Phascolarctidae. Gene Ontology annotation, biological process: liver development. Gene Ontology annotation, molecular function: flavin adenine dinucleotide binding; flavin-dependent sulfhydryl oxidase activity. Gene Ontology annotation, cellular component: mitochondrion. The record is from RefSeq and is a predicted model, not a curated record.